AUGGGAUUACUAGGCCUUCUACGCGAUGGAGUCGCUGGCCAGCGUGCGCACCAUCAUGGGGAUCGCGCAGGACAUCUUCGCAGCUGUGGAGACGGCGAGCCAGAACAAGACCGUUGCAAGAAGGUCGCCGAGCGUGUCCGUUGCCUCAAGGACAUCUUAAAGGCGGCGCAGGACGGGACGACGACGGCGGCGGCGGCGGCGGCGGACGCAGCGGCGACGCGGAGGCUGCUGCUGGACAGGCUGGAGGAGGCGCUCGGCCGCGCGCUGCAGGUGGUGCGCCGGUGCCAACGCAGCUGCAGCCGCUUCCUUCGCAGCGUCAUCGUCGUCGUCGUCGCCGGCGGGCGGAUGGCGGACCCGCUCGACGGGGUGGAAGCCGAGAGCGACCGGUGCAUUCUCGACCUCGCCGUCGCCAACUCUCUUCGCAUUGCUCGCCUCGAGACACUCCUCGUUCGUCAGCAGCACACCGUGACCGUUGCAGCCAGCACGGGAGACAGCAGCGAAAAGGAUGAUGAGAACAAGAGCAAGAAGAAGCAGGGCUCUGCCGACGUGAGCGUCCCUGACAAGAUGAUGGACCAUGACAACACCACAGCGACUACGAUUGGCGUUCCAGUCUGCACGGUGACUGCAGCCGUGCACGAGCACAAGCACGAGAUGGUGCCGCCGCCGUCGUAUGAGUACGGGUACGGGUACGGUUACAGGAGCUAUCAUAGCUACUGCCGAAAUCAUGGCUGCGCCUGUGACUGCGGCUGCUGGGAUGACAAUGCUGCGUUCUACCACACCCAGUACUCAUCGUACCCGUCGAUGUUCAGCGACGACAACCCCAACUCCUGCUCCAUCUCGUGUGCUCUUAGUAGAACAUCAGAACAGCAAAGUACAGGACCAGAUCAUACGUAA
Messenger RNA from Miscanthus lutarioriparius, 894 nucleotides. The record is from the annotation of a GenBank genome assembly. NCBI's taxonomy places the organism in Eukaryota, Viridiplantae, Streptophyta, Magnoliopsida, Poales, Poaceae.